Xiphophorus maculatus (southern platyfish) is the source of this 1620-nucleotide messenger RNA. Its product is annotated as B2 bradykinin receptor-like. Lineage: Eukaryota; Metazoa; Chordata; Actinopteri; Cyprinodontiformes; Poeciliidae. Gene Ontology annotation, cellular component: membrane. The coding region runs from base 90 to 1124 and encodes 344 amino acids. The record is from RefSeq and is a predicted model, not a curated record. The transcript is spliced from 3 exons. Gene Ontology annotation, molecular function: bradykinin receptor activity. Gene Ontology annotation, biological process: neutrophil chemotaxis; immune response; G protein-coupled receptor signaling pathway.
UGCACACUCCACACACACUCUCACACACACCGAGGACAGGCGCAGUGAAGAACUGAGGGGACUUGCUGUUGGUUGCUUUCCUCUGGACAAUGGCUCUUUUAUCCACCAGCCUCCCUGCUAAUUUGACCUCGCUGGCUAAAGAUGGAGACAAAACAAAUUCUAAUAAUUGCUCACUUGACAACUGGAUCUUCACUUAUGUCCCAGCGUACAUCAUGUCCAUCUCUGUUCUGGGAAUUGUUUUGAACAUCUUUGUGCUGAUGGUCUUCAUCCUCCAUAAGAAGCCCUGCACCGUGGCUGAGAUCUACCUGAGCAACCUGGCUGCUGCCGACCUGUUCCUGGUCUCCUUCCUGCCCUUCUGGGCCGUCAACGCUUGGAAUAAGUUUGACUGGAUUUUUGGUCUUGGAUUGUGCAAAAUGGUCAACGUGAGCAUCCUGAUGAACGUCUACUGCAGCAUCUACUUCCUGGUUCUGAUUAGCAUCGAUCGUUAUUUGGCUCUGGUCCAUCCACUGUCCCAAGAAAAAAUGCGUCGCCCAAGAUUUGCUAAAAUUAGUUGUGUUGUGGUUUGGAUUCUGGGAUUAAUUCUCAGUGUUCCAAAAUUUAUCAACAGGAAACUGGUACUUCACAGAAAUAUUACUUCCUGUAGUGAAGCUGAUCCAACUAUAUUAAAGACGACGGAGUCGAUGAUUUUGGUUUUAGGGUUUUUUAUUCCCAUUUCCAUCAUUUUCUUUUGCACUGUCAAUAUCCUCAAAUCUCUGAGAAACAGAUCUAUGGAAGGAGUAAAUGCAAAGAAAAAUAAUCACAAGGCCAACACUUUGGUGCUGGCCGUCCUGCUGGCGUUCCUGAUCUGUUGGGUCCCGUUCCAUCUGCGGGAAGUCCCAACCUGGCUCAACAAGGCCGGUAUACUGACAGACUGCAGCUCUAUGAAAGUCCAGUCCUUCUGUGGGCAGAUCUUCACCUACUUGGCGUUCUUCAACAGCGUUCUCAACCCCAUCCUCUACGUCAUUGUCGGAAGAAACUUCAGGAAAAAAGUUAAGGAACUUUUUCUGCUGUGGAACCACAAAUGGACUCCAACCAUGACUCUUAGAAGUUCAAGAACAAAACUAUCAGUAUUUCAUCCCUCUUAGUUCUGACUCACUUCCUCUAUGAGACGUUUUUAAUUCAGAUAAAAGCGAGCAGCUUCCUGCAGCCAUGAACUUACAGGAUGCACAGGUUGCUCUGCAGAAUUGGUUCUUUCUCUUGAUUCCCUGCCAUGGCUCUCUCUCUCGCUCUGUGAACAACUUCCUCCUACUGACAGAGCUUUGGUGGAAUAACCUUUAAAUGGUUGACAUUAACUGCUACAGAAAAACUGUUCUUGCAGUUGGUAUUUACUGUUACGUUUUAAAUGUGUGUCUUUGCUGAAGGCUGAAUGAAGAAUGUAAAAUGAUUCUGUUUCCAUCCAUUGGUUUAUCCUCCUGUAAACAGUUUUCUCUGCUGAAAAACACCAACAGGAUGAUGUAAUGAGGCUCCGCCUCUUUUAAAAUGUCAAUAUUUCUGUUUUUCUGUCUAAAGUGAAUUUUUUAUACUUCAUGUAUGUGUUUGAUAUAUAACAAGUUGUAAGUCAAUAAACUGUCUCUUAUUACA